AUGGACUCGGAUGCUUCCGCGAGUCAGAGUACUCGCGGAAAAACGCAAAAAGAGCUCAGAAGUGGGAAGAAAGUCACACUUUUAGUAGACAACCCAGCGCUAGAACCACCGGAGAAGAAGAAAAGGUCCUGGGAGUCAUGGUCCUUCGAGGAAAAAAACUGCUUCUUCGACGCAAUAAAAGUCCACCGUCGUGACUUUGAGCAAAUCAAGAAAUACAUGUUCUCGCGCCUCGGCAAAAGCGGAACCCAAAAGAACAAAGACCAGAUCCGCCACAUGUACUACCGAACCCUCGGGACGAUUCAAAAGAGUCUUACGGACAGUCAACUCGUUUAUCCGACCGUUUUGAGGGACAAACUCGAUCAGGAGUUUUACGCGAUGACGGCGUAUGCUGAGUUGAGGAAGAAGAUGCAAAAAGAUCCGCCGAGAAAGCUAUUAGAAUCGAAGCUCGAGGAGCUUUUGAAAACACAACAGACAGUUGUCAAAAGCAGAGGAAAAAUCGCCAAGGUCAAGAUCCCCACUCCAGCAGAAAAGCCCGUAACGACCCUAGAAAAGCGAGUUCUUGAGCCUCUCGUUGAACUUCGACUUUCACCAGAAGAUUGCUACACCCAAAGAUGCGUCCAAGCUGCGGCUGCGACGCCACGAAUCGUCAUCAACAUUCCAAUUAGAGCAAAAAUAAGCGAAGUGAAGAAGCUUCUGGCCGAAAGAUGGGCGACAAAAGAGGAACGAAUUACGCUUGGUUUUUAUGACAGAGCGGAAAAGAUGCAGACUGUUCUCAUCGAAAGGAUCGUCGCCGAAGAUCCCAAGUCGCAAACACAAACAAUUUAUUUUUCUUUCUCAGAAGAGCCCCCUUUCGACCCUCGAAUACCGAACUAUCAAGAGACAGAAAUUGUUCUUCUUCUGCUUACAUCAAAAAGCCUCCAUCUCAAAUAUCGUUUUCUCAAAGAUCGCCCGUUUGUCGAGCCUGUUUCGCUUUUAGUCAAAUGUGCAUCCUUAUUUACCGAAGCCCUUACGAAUACCCUCGCCAGCAACAGUACCUGUAUUCCAGUCUUAGAUUCGAAACCGGACGAAAGUGCUCUUCGCACCUUAAUUUUUACGCCCCCUCAGACUAACGGAGGGCCCUCAACUUCUUCCGAGAGUCCAGGUGCGCGCAGGAAGCGCUCUGUUUCCAACUCUUCUGGAAAAGGAAAGCCGAAGAAGAGCAUGGCUGUAAACUCAAAUGUUGUUGAACAGCAUUUACAGUUACUCAAUGGACUUACUGGCACGAGCAAGCCUUCCCGAUCUCCAGCGUACAACAACGAAGUUCCCGAAGUUCCAAUUCAAUUCAUUCAAGAGGAGAUGCCCCCUGCUCCUUGCGAUCAAAACUCAAACUCGUCCAUUUCCAAUAUUCUCCAUUCAGUCCUCAACGAGCACGAGCGUUCCACUGCGCCCGAGCUUCACAAUCGCACAACCCGAUCAACCAUCCAUAAUUCAGUUACUCUUUCCCCUUCUUCCGCCGAUGACGGAAUCGCGACGAACGAGAUCGACAGUCACGUGGGACUGAUGAUGUCGGAAAACUCGCAUCAAAAAUUCCGGGUGCACAUUGACCUGACGCGCCUGAACAAAGGCAUUCUCACGAAAGAAGAAAUUGACAAGCAAUGUAUCGAUAGCAUUUUGCAGCCUGACAAAGACAAUCCUCUGCAGUACAGCGGAAAAGAGGCAAAAACGUAUUUCGAGGUCGAAAAUGCGGGCAAUAAAUCUCUUGGAAAGAUUGUCGGAUGGAUUACAGACGUCUUUGCAAAGCUUGAGGCGAGGAAAACAACCAACGAAAACGUUGAAUUUUCUCUUGACGACUUGACUGAGUGGUUACUCACGGACUGCGUCUCACUUUUUGCGGUAACAGAGAAAAUAGGCGACCAGGGAAUAGAAAAUCACAUGCAUCUUCUUCCAGCGUCACGACUCUGCAAUAUUGUCCGUUGCUAUCAUCUUAUUUCAGCAAUGGUCGAUGAUCGUGAUCGGCUCUUUACGACUUUGACUGAUGAGGAUGAGCCUUGCUCGUCCGGGCUCAACAGUGAAAAUGACACGCUUCUGAGAUCAAGGAGUAUAAAAACUUCUGUUGGCGAAUCGGGCUCGGACGCUCAACCUUCAUCGCUCAACACUUCGGCCGACACUACCAACACAGCUCGUUUCGACGUUGCAAAACUCGUAUGGGACGGCAGUUGGCACGUUGUCAAGCAUUCCGACCUGCCUCUUUGGCUUCAGGACAAUGACUAUCUUGUCAACUGGCAUAGACCGCCUGUGAGAAGCUUUGGCUACUGCUUUUCGUCGAUUUUCAGAUGGCACACCGAAACGGGGAACAUUUGGACUCAUCUCAUCGGCGGAUUGAUCUUUAUUGGACUAACGUCUUACUACAUGUUUUUACCGACAGUCCGCUUCGUCGCGCCUCUGGAAGAAAAGCUCGUCUUUGCUCUUUUCUUCAUUUCGGCGAUGCUUUGCCUAUUUUUCUCAACCUUAUUCCACACUCUCAGUUGCCACUCUGAGCGUAUUUUACAUAUCUUUGGCAAAUUAGACUAUUCUGGAAUUGCACUCCUUACUAUGGGCAGCUUCGUUCCUUGGGUCUACUACACAUUUUACUGUGAAACUCAAUCAAAAAUUGUAUAUAUGGUAACGAUUUCUAUCUUGGCUGUUAUUUCUGUGAUUCUGAGUCAAUGGGACAGAUUCGCACGUCCCGAGUAUCGCGCUAUCCGCGCUGGUGUAUUUCUAUCUCUUGGCCUAUCCGGUGUUAUACCUAUGAUUCACGCUUUAAUUAAAAAUGGUGCAAAAUUCUCUUUUGGGGAGGGUCAGAUUCAUUGGAUGAUUCUGAUGGGAGUCCUCUAUGUCGGUGGGGCUACCUUUUACGCGACGCGUUUUCCAGAAUGCGUCUGGCCCGGCCGCUUCGACCUCGUGUUCCAGUCCCAUCAAAUUUUCCACGUCGCCGUUGUUGUAGCUGCUCUUAUUCACAUGUACGGAAUUUCAAACCUGCAAUAUUACCGCUGGGAACAAGGAAACACCUGCACGCCUGAUCCCAAUGAUUCUGAUGUUCUUUAA
This is a messenger RNA of Oikopleura dioica, 3063 nucleotides long. Lineage: Eukaryota; Metazoa; Chordata; Appendicularia; Copelata; Oikopleuridae. The record is from the annotation of a GenBank genome assembly.